This is a messenger RNA of Ornithodoros turicata, 2480 nucleotides long. RefSeq lists its product as uncharacterized. Gene Ontology annotation, molecular function: protein binding; metal ion binding. Lineage: Eukaryota; Metazoa; Arthropoda; Arachnida; Ixodida; Argasidae. The record is from RefSeq and is a predicted model, not a curated record. The transcript has a single exon. Bases 781 to 2202 code for a protein of 473 amino acids.
UCUGCCGAUCGCGCGAAAGCUGCUGUCAUGGAGAUUUCCACUCCCGAUGAAUGCAUAUGCGGGAUCCUACGGCGCAUGCUCCUGGCGGGAUUCCUCGGCUCGGCAACACGUCACGAUGACGUGUUGCUGAGCCGGCCGUGGUCGCGUCAAGUUACCCGUUGUGUCUCCGCUCGGCAGCUCGUCACGGCGCGGCGCCAGCUGUCCUCCCUUCGCCGCUCCGUUUAAAUUCGCUCCCGAGAAAUCCGCUCGCGCGACGAAAGUAAAAUUUCGGUUCUAGACUCAGAAAAAUGUCUUCUUUCGAACGAAACGAAGAAAAAAAUCGUUUCAUAGUCCCUUUAACACAAUCUGUUUCUGGUGGCGAAAACAGAGUCCCAAGCAGCACAAUCUACUGAAAGUGGAGUGCAAUAUGGGUGGUGGAGGGGUAGAUGGAAGGCCUUGAACAGACUCUUGAAACUAAAGAACAUUGAUAAGACACACACCGUCCACCGCUAUUGCACUCGACUUCCAGUACAUUGUGCUGCUGUCGUCGUGCAACUUGCAUGUUUUCGCGUUUCGUGGGAUGAGGUCAGGGUAGUGUGCGCCUCGUACAUGAAGUUUUCCUUCUUUUCUCCUUCGCGCAUUAUCGCGCGUUAUCGAUAGGAACCAAUCGCAGCGUACGCGAGCCAAGCGUUUAUUCGUCGAUUCCAGUUAGUGUGAUAAUCACGGUGCUCCAAAGACCAUGUAAGUGUCUUCUUUUUCUCUCUACUGCUUGAGCUGGACGACGUCGAUUCAGUUUACAGAAUGUCACCCGUAAAGUACAUGAGUGGAUUUUCCGACGCGAUGGAUUGGCGUCCCAUUGAAUUUAUUGACCUGCCUUCGGUCCGGUCGAGUUCUUUAUGUCACGUGGUACCAAGAGAGACCUUCAUCCUGGAAUGUUCACAUGCACUCUGCAACCAGUGUUACCAAACAGUUCUGCAAGGCAGGCGGCUGUGUCCUGUGGACGGCGGACCAGUUCAAGAAGAGGAAGUGCAGGCACUUGCUUUCAAACCAGGUCAUCUUAAGAAACCGAAAAUGCACUGCUGCAACUCCGGUCACGGAUGCGAAUUUGUUGGCAUUUUAGACGAAGUGACGACUCAUUUCUUGGAGGAUUGUGCUUUCCAUGUUGCGACGUGCAACACAUGCGAUGCUGCCAUCUUACGCAAUGACAUCGUCCAUCAUUACACUGAACAGCGAUGUCAUGUUGGAAGUUCAUCAUCGAACGAUGGAAACCAAGCCAGCGCCAAAGGGAACGUUGUUGACACUGAAAGCAAGGUGAACGUUGCAUUGGAUUCUGCCAUGGAAAGACUAUGCGCCAUUGAGACGCAGCUCAACUUCCACAUCGUUAGCAUCGACGAUGCAAAGCAACGCAUAUCUGCGAAUGGGAAGGCGUUAAGCAGACUUCUGAACCUGCAGGAACAAACGUACAGUGUCAUGAGAGAGAAUAUCGAGGAAUUAACGAAAUGUCUAAACACCGGAAAACGUCUGCUGUCAGGUGCUAUUUCGGCGGCGUCUGCAGUGUGCGUUAGUGAUCGGUCCUCAACGGCGGAACCCGAUAAUGAUUCUGACAACGCCCAAGAUGGUGAUGCUGGUGCUGUGCAAGAUCCACAUGGUCAAAUUGGAUCUGGGGCUAGCAAUGACGUGGACAAGAUCGAUGGGGUCUUAAAAGUUGUUUUUGAUGCGUGCAAGCGAUUUUCUUCUGUUGAAGGAAUGUUGGAUGUGCUGAAGUCAUAUUUAAACGCUUGCAAAAAUGUUGCCUAUUAUCAUAUUCAGGACUUUAGCGAUAUUCAGAAAAAAUCGGAAAACGAGCAAAUAAGUCUGUGCUCUGAAACUUUCGUCUUGUAUGGCUACUCCUUUAGACUGUUCGUGGAGAUCGAUCGAUGUGAUGGAGACUUGUGCUUGGGAAUUUAUCUAGCUAUUUGUCGGAGUUCGAGGGACUCUUGCUUAAAAUGGCCCUUUACAUUGCCUUACAUCCUCAUGCUUGUACACCCAACCGAUGAUACAAAGAACAUUGAGUGUGAUAUUAAUGUCUUAGAAUACAUAGAUAGCGAUAGUGAGUAUUUCAUUAAGCCAGUAGAAGAAAACAGCAGUGGCUUUGGCGCAGCUGUACUUUGCAAACUACAAGAUGUAGCGAAGGAAGGUUUUGUACACAACAACUCUAUCAGUGUUGGCGUAAAAAUUCCUUAACCUCCUCGUUAAGGGAAUGCUCUCUUUUAUGUCAUGAACAAAACCCCUCACAUGUUUGAGAGAACGCUUCGAUCGCUUAGUUUCAUUGUACCUUUCUGAUCGCACUGUUCUGACCACACCAACUGUUCCAGAAUGGCAUAAGAAGUAAAUAUUUGUCUAGCUGAUGCAUAGCUAGGGUCUAAGUGACGUGAAGGGACAGACAUGUAGGAGACACACAAACGCCUUCUAAGGCUUGAAGGCUGGCACGCCCUGUUUUGUUGGCCUCAAUAAAAAUAGUA